GCCACUGCCUCCCCACUUCACCAGCACCUACCGUCUCUUUCUUCGGACCGCAUCUGCAGCCGUGCUUCACCAGCCUCGAGCAACCCGGAAUCUACGAAAACUAUGGAGAUUGACAUUCGAAGAUGCAGCGCGGGUCAUUCGUCGACUAGACAAUGACAAUCUACCUGUGAAGGAAGUGAACGAGCUUGAACUAUGGUUACGCACUUGGAAUUUGCGCAUUGACAAGUCGUUGGCUCUGUUGUUCACAUCCUCUGUGUCUCGUGGCCUCCCGCAUCAAGUGACGCGCAAUCUAUCUCUCUUGAGAAACCAUGAACAAUCGCGGAUAAACCUCCGUAGAGUCUCCAAGUGGAAACCCGAUCUCGAGGCCUCUGCUCGGGAAUAUGCGCCCGGUUUCCGUGACUCGGCAUACAUCCUGGGUCAACAACAGGCUGAAGAAGCCAAGACUGGGUUGCAUCUGCUUCAGCAGGUGGUGAGGAUGGCCGAAGGUCGUAACGGUAUCUCCUUCGGCAGGCUGUGGCUGGGACGUUCUCAGCACCAUUAGCGCCUGCGAUCAGGAGUCUGCUAUCAUUAGUGUCUUUCGGGUUGGUAUAAAGUACGAUGCCGCUGUUGCAUUUCAGUAUCGUUUCUCCAAUACAACACCUUCUCUGCCUAGCUGUGCUUCGCUUCGUUCCACUCCUUUUCUAACAAACUUUGAACGCGACACCUAAUGGUCUCUUCCAACCUCUACGCUCUUCGCAGCCAAGGUCGCAAAGACUCUUCUCUGAGUGAUCUCGCGACCGAUUUUCAUUUUGUUCUGGAAGACAGUUUUGAUUUCGACACUCGUACACCGUCUCCUCUGACUUUGACUUUCGACCUAUCGAAGACAGGGAUUUCCCCGUCUCCUCGGUCGCCUAUCAUUUGGUCUGACUUGAUCUGGUCCGAUUCAGAUUCGGAUCCUGAAUCCGAGGACGAGUCCAAUGCCCCAGACGAUGUGCAGUACAUCAAUGUCACUCCGACAAGCCCAUUCUACAUCCCUCAUUCGCCCUCUUCGCGUCGAACCGUGUUCGAUCUACCUGUUGCCGACGGCGAGCCCAUAGACGAAGACUACACAAGUAGCGCUGCUGCCUUGUUUCAUGCCGAGCUCAGCCGCAUCGAAUCGCCCGAGAUCCAGUGCAGCCUCUUCUUGAUGGACGGAGCCUGCUUGGAAGCUAUGGACGAUGUCCUGUUCUCCGCCCCGCUCCAGUCUCUUAUGGACCUGUGUGUCUCCCGGCUCACUCCGGAUUCACCCACUCGUUACUUGCCCGACAGGAGCACUCCAUUGACACAUUACCAUCUCGCAUCUUUCCUGGAUCUAGAUGACCAGGACACUGCGCAAAUUCCGCCGUCGCUGCUGGGCCUAUUCACUCGGCGUGCUGUGCUUUCCGAUCGGCUUCUAGUCACGCGAAUGCGGCGCUGGCCGACGGUGCUGGGUAUCACAGCCAUCGUGCUGGUCGGCUGGGCGGGAUUUCUCACCUAUGUGACCAACGAAACGAAAGUCACUUCGUCCGUGGUGAAGCAGAUUCUGCGCACAAUCAAGGCCGAAGCACCCUUGCAAGAGGUCUUGGGAUAUGCUAUCCGGCCACAGCCUGAAUGGUGGUUGAACGGGUACCCGAUCAUCCACGGCCAGGCAUGUUGUGUCGUAUUCCGCUUCCGUGGUCUGACGCCGUUUGCCUCAGAUCAACAUAUUGCAGGGCAACAUCGACGCUCUGGCACUGUUUACUUUACCAGUGUUAGGAAAGCCAAGGGUAUGCCAUAUGAAAUUUUACGCUUCAGAGUCAUUGCAGACGACGGACAAGUGAUUGAAGUUCAGACGGGGUUGGAACCUGAGGAGGAUAGCUAGAUACGAGCGCGUAAUCAAGAGGUCGAAAUAUACAUAUGAAAGAGAAAUCCUAUC
Molecule: messenger RNA, 1912 nt
Organism: Mycena citricolor
Lineage: Eukaryota; Fungi; Basidiomycota; Agaricomycetes; Agaricales; Mycenaceae
Source: the annotation of a GenBank genome assembly